Molecule: messenger RNA, 966 nt
Organism: Penaeus vannamei (Pacific white shrimp)
Lineage: Eukaryota; Metazoa; Arthropoda; Malacostraca; Decapoda; Penaeidae
Product: brachyurin
Biological process (GO): proteolysis
Molecular function (GO): serine-type endopeptidase activity
Source: RefSeq, a predicted model, not a curated record
GGCAAGGCGUGGCACUCUCAUCUCACUCUUCCCUCGGCACUCAUUCCGCUGACAUGAAAUAUUGCGUUUUUCUUCUCUUCCUCAGCGCCGGCGUGUACAGGGCUGUUGGCAACCCUGCGGCCGGACAACCAUGGCGCUGGAUCUCUCCUUCAGCCUCCCGCACGCCCAUCGCCGCCGCCCACAAGCCAGCCGGGCGCGCGGGGUCCUCCGGCGCUCGGAUCGUGGGCGGCACCGAGGCGAGGCCCCACCAGUGGCCCCACAUGGUCGCCCUCUUCAUCGAUGACGUCGUGUUCUGCGGUGGGUCCCUCCUCGCCGACCAGUGGGUUGUCACCGCCGCCCACUGCAUGCACCGAUCCCUGUUGUUGAGGUGGUCAUGGGCGCGCACAACCUCCAGGAGGCGGAGUCAAGCCAGGUCACGAUGACGUCAGAGGACAUCAUCGUCCACGAGGGAUGGGACAGCCAGACGCUCCGGAACGACAUCGCCCUCGUCCGAUUGCCUGAACCUGUGACUUCGAAUGAAUACAUAUCGUUCGUGGGUCUUCCCGACGCUGACUUGCCCUACGGAUCUCCAGUCACCGCCACAGGAUGGGGGUUCACUUCGGAGGGUGCAACGGGCAUUUCGGACGUGUUGAACCAAGUCACGAUGAACGUAAUCGAACGCGAUGUGUGCGACGCCAUCUAUGGGGAACAAGGAGAAGGUGUCUUGUGCGUGGAUGCCAGCGGCGGAGGAAUAUGUGAUGGUGACUCCGGCGGCCCCCUGGUGCACGAAAACCGCAUUUACGGCAUCACAUCCUACGCCUCCGCCCUAGGAUGCUCGUCUGGAUGGCCCGAAGGAUUCACCCGCGUCCUGCACUACGUGGCUUGGAUUCAGGAACAUACGGGACUUACUUUUGAAAAAGCCGUUUGAAGAGUUUGAAGUUUUCCCGCCAUUUUUUUUUUUUUUUUUUUUUUUUUUUUUUUUUUUGC